Molecule: messenger RNA, 2371 nt
Organism: Myripristis murdjan (pinecone soldierfish)
Lineage: Eukaryota; Metazoa; Chordata; Actinopteri; Holocentriformes; Holocentridae
Gene: pkdcca
Product: protein kinase domain containing, cytoplasmic a
Exons: 7
Coding region: 115-1662 (515 amino acids)
Biological process (GO): peptidyl-tyrosine phosphorylation; skeletal system development
Cellular component (GO): extracellular region
Molecular function (GO): ATP binding; non-membrane spanning protein tyrosine kinase activity
Source: RefSeq, a predicted model, not a curated record
GAGCUCAGGAUGAGGACGUGAGGGAGCAGCGGCUCCGGUUCUUUGUCUGGUUUUUCGGGUUUUGGGUUCGUUCGGUUUGUGAGCGCGUGGCGGCGGGCGGAGGCGAAGCUGCUCAUGUUUCUGACGGUGAUGAUGAAGAGGAGGAGGAGGAUGGUGGCCGGCGGAGUGUGUGUGUCCUUCCUGCUCGGCUCUCUGCUCAGCCUGCACACCGGACCGGCCGCCCCGGGCUCCGGACCUGCGGACCGGCCGGACACGCCGCUCCGGUUCUACCGAGGCGACGCGGAGCUGCGGGUCGCGGAGGCUCUGGGGGCGGAGCCGGUGUCGGAGCCGCCGGACAGCCUGAAGGACCUGGACAGACAGAUCCGGGAGAGGUACGAGGAGGUGCUCCGGUACCGCGGGGCGGCGGGGCCCGGCGGGGCGCACACGACCCGGCGUCUGGAGAGGCGGAGACUGAUGGACCUGGAGCCCGGGGGCAGAUGGGACCCGGUCCGUGCCCGGACCCCCGCGGUGCACAAGCUACAGGAGGGCUCGCCCGGCCGGAGCCCCGCCGCGGCCCCAGGGCUCCGCUGCGGCAGCCUGCUGAAUCUGACUGAGCUGCGCUAUCUGGGCUCCGGAUACACCAAGGCCGUGCACCGGGCCGAGCUGAGCCGGAACCGGAGCUUCUCCGUGGCGCUCAAGUCUGUGGACUUCAGAGGACAUGAUAUGCGCGGCUGCGUGCGCCGCUUCCGCUCCGUGGCCGCGUGCUACCGCCUUGCCGCCUUCAAACUCCUCAAGGAGAUGAACCUGAUGCGGCAGCUGCGGCACCGCAACGUGCUGACGCUCUAUGGUUACUGUUACCAGGCGACCGGUGAUGUGCAGGCGGUGACGGCGAUCACCGAGCUUGGAACUCCUCUGGAGAUGAUCCAACUGCUGCAGACGGCCUGGGAGGAGCGCUUCAGGGUGUGUCUCAGUCUGGUGCGGCUGCUUCACUUCCUGGCUCACUCGCCGCUCGGCUCCGUGUCUCUGCUGGACUUCCGGCCGCGGCAGUUCGUGCUGGUCGGCGGCGAGCUGAAGGUCAGCGACCUGGACGACGCCACGGCCGACGAGCCGCCCUGCCCCCCCGAGCCCCCCCGCCUCUGCAACAUCGACUUCCCCGCCCGCAACUUCAGCUUGACCUGCAGCAGGGGGCGCUGUGCCGGCAUGAACGAGAAACGAAACCUCUACAACGCAUACAGGUUCUUCUUCACCUACCUGCUGCCUCACAGCGCCCCGCCCGCCCUGCGCCCCCUGCUGGACACCAUCCUCAAUGCCACCGGGGAGCUCCUGUGGGGUGUCGAUGAGACUCUGCAUCGCAUGGAGGAAGUUCUUUACCUUUACAGGACCGGACAGUACCUGCACAAUGACACACACACACACACCACAGCUUACCGGGCGGUGCAGGACUCCUGGGUCCCGGGUCAGGACUAUCGCUGCUGGCCGUCCUACCAGCACGACGUCUGUCUGCUGUCCGUCUUCAGCCUGCAGGAGGCCGCCAGCGUCUGUGAGAGCCACGCCCACUGCCACGCCUUCGUCCUGACCAAUCAGACCACCUGGACAGGUCAUCAGCUGGUCUGGUUUAAGACGGGCGGCGCCGGGCUGAGCCGGGCGCCCGGCCGGGUCACCUACAUCCGGACGGACGGCUGAUACAGGACGAGGAAACCGCCCCUGAUUGAUUUGUCUGCUGUGGAGGCGGGGCAUGGCACCACGAGAUACAGGAACAGGAAGUGACCUCCAAACGACACAACCUAUCACACAGAACAGAGUGGACCAAUCAGGAGCCCCGCCUGUGUUGCCGGGCAGACUGAAGCUUCAAGCAGACCAGGAAGAGCUGCUGCUCUGCACUCACACCUUCUUCUUCUUCUGUGGAAGGUGUUGGGUUUAUUACACGUCACCAGGCUGUAUUUAUUUGGGACCCAGUGUCAUUUUGAAGAUGUGUUUCACUGUUGCUAUGGUAACGUGUGACAUUGUGAGAUGCAGUUUAGUCUGCAUGUCUCCUCUGACAUCUCUGACUGUGUUUAUCAAUAUUUGUCCCGCCCCUCCUCUUUUUGACUGAUUGUUGUGAACCUGGCAGUGAGGAAGUGCUGCAUGUUCACAUCAGGAAAUGUCCUGAGACACGAGCCGAGCUUCAAGACUGCUUUGUCACCUUCACACAGUUUCAUUUUAGCAGCUUCAGUUCUGUUCAUCAGCAGAGCGACUGGAGCUCCUUGUGUUGUUGACGCUGCAGACGGACCGCCACAUACAGAUUGUGAUGUCAUGACGGGGAGGGGGGGGGGGGGGGGGGGGGGGGGCAGGAAACAGGAAGUUGGCUCUGUGUUUUUUUUUUAUUUCCAAAGGAAAUGUGGGACAGAAAACA